AGUAUCCAAUCUAAUCAAAUCUCUCGAUCUGGGUUUUGCAAAGCUUUAUAGGGUUUAAGAGCAAUGGCGCUCUGAGCUCCAUUCCAUCCUUGUUACUUCUUAGACGACUUUGUCUAACUUCAGAUUUAGUCAGAAGCUGAUUUGUGAUUUGAGAUGGCGACAACAGAGCAGAGCGGAAUAGAAGGUCAGGAGAACCAACCAAACCAAGUGGCUCCUGGUUUUGUAGGAGCAAUUGAAGAACAAUACAAGAAACUCAAAGAUCACGCUGAAGCUUAUCCAUAUGUUUGGGGUUCUUAUACUGUUGUCUAUGGCGGUCUUUUCCUUUGGACAGCUUAUAGAUGGAGGAAGCUUAGGAGAACCGAGGAUCGAGUUCGUGGUCUUCAGACAAAACUUCGGAAACUUGUUGAAGAUGAACAAUCAGCAGUAACAGCUUCUAAAUCUGCUCAAUCAGUGGAAAAGUCAUCUUCAAUUUCUGACAAGAAAACGUCUUAAUCAGUAGUUUAGAAUCGAAACCAUUGUCUCUGUUAAACUUUUGACAAGGUUAGUUUCUUCCAACCGAAUCAAUAUUCCCCGGGUUAAUCUGUUUUGUCAGAAUACUUUUGUUGGUUAUCCACAUAAAAUUCAUGUACAUGAAUGAAGAAGAAGAGAAAACAUUGAAAUGUUGAACCGCUAAGAAGUCAUUUUAUGCACUGUUGUUCUAGCAGACA
Messenger RNA from Capsella rubella, 707 nucleotides. RefSeq lists its product as uncharacterized. The coding region runs from base 154 to 492 and encodes 112 amino acids. The transcript is spliced from 2 exons. Lineage: Eukaryota; Viridiplantae; Streptophyta; Magnoliopsida; Brassicales; Brassicaceae. The record is from RefSeq and is a predicted model, not a curated record.